AUGCUAGACUUAGAAACUUUCAUAUUUGUCUGCUAUAAUUUGCGGCCGUCAGAUCUUCUUUCGCUGGUAUGCGUGUGCAAAACUUUCAAAAGUAUUUUAGACGAAAACAUCAAUCCAUUAGCUGAAGAAAUCUGGAGAAAUUCUAGAAUUAAAUUUACAACUUUUCGAGAUAUGGAACCACCAUCUGGAAUGAAUCAACAUACUUUUACCAGGCUGUUAACAUUCGAAAAAGGUUGUCAGUUUUGUAAAACUAAAGAAAAAGCGUUGACAAUAUAUUGGAUUCCUGGUGUUCGCUCUUGUCGGGAUUGUAUGUUCCCAAGAGUUUCACAUAUACUUGGAUCAACUUUUAAGAUCGAUAAUGAAGUUCUUGGACUUAUUUUACCAGUAACACCAAGCAUUGAUUUACCAGAAUCUAAGCAUACACAUUAUUGGAUCGAUCACGUUAAGAAUGUUAUCGCGUUUCUUAUGAAUGCUGAUGAUAAUAUGCGACGCGCGUUAAAUAAUUUAAGAAAAGAUGUCGGAAAUAAAUAUAAAGAAACUAAAAAUUAUGAAAAAUGGAUGUUUAAUUUACGUCAAUUCUACCUUAGAGGACAAGAUGAUCAUUUUUCAAGAUUGCAUGCUGAAAUUAAUAGAGAAACUUUAUUCAAGAUGCAAGAAGAUUAUGAAUACAAAAAAUUGAAGACCGAAAUACAAUGCAAUCCUUUUUUAGUACAAGAUUGGCAGCAAUAUAAAUCAAGGAUUUUACAAAUCGCUCAAAGGAUUGAUAGGAAUCUCACAAGCACCACUUUUCCACCCACACUGGUCUCAUCCAAAAACAAAAUUGUGGAUAAAAUAACACAAAAACGAAUCAAAAUCGUUAAACGCCUUAGAAAACUAACAUAUGGAUCAAAAAGAACAUCGCAAUGUCAAAUUAUAAGUAUUUUUGAUGUACUAUACGUAUAUUUGCCAAUAUGCCCAAGCUUCGUAAACCCACCGGAUCUCGAGGAAUAUUCCCAAGAGUUUUUUAUAAGAAAACUUUUGCCCACAUUAAAAAGGGAAGCUGAACAACUAUGCGCUUCCAGGACAACCCCUCCACCAUAUUUCCUCGAGAUGGACGGGGCAUUAAAAGUUGGUGGUCUUCGAGAUCAACUAGUUUUUGAGUGUCGCCUUUGUAACACACUUGACCCGAGUAACAUUAAAAAAAUUCGAGCGCACAUCAAGGAUGUUCAUGAACUUGAUGAAAAUUUAAAUAAUGUGCUUUUUGCGACUAAGUUUUAUAAUUUUAAUAAUAAAGUUAUUGCACAAUGCUGA
Dentiscutata erythropus is the source of this 1290-nucleotide messenger RNA. The record is from the annotation of a GenBank genome assembly. NCBI's taxonomy places the organism in Eukaryota, Fungi, Glomeromycota, Glomeromycetes, Diversisporales, Gigasporaceae.